AUGAUGUCAGAUAAGCAGCUAGAAGAAUUAGGUGUCAAGGCAAUGGGCGACCGACUACGUAUUCGAGCAUUUUGUGAAAGAAAGUCGAAAACAACAGUCGAACAGAAGAAGCGACAAGACGCCGUUGACAAGCUGAAAAGCAUGCUUGGCCAUCAAAGGGCCUCCAAAAGGAGUCACGGGCGCGAAUCGUUCGAGAAAAAGGAAAAGAAAAUGGCCAAAACAGCUGUUAAAUUCCAAUUUGGUUGGAAGCACUGGUGUACAAGAACUGAAACAUUUAGACAAAAGAAAAAGGGAAGCGGAGGCGGAACCAGGGUUGUAGACAUACCUAAGGUUGCAAGUGCCGACGAGUGCUUGGGAAUAGCAAAAGAAUUAUUCUUUCCACUGGGUGUCAGUCCCGAAGGAUCGCAGGAUGAAAUGGAUUUGUCCCUUGGUGAUUUUAAUGGUUGUGGUGUUACUGACGUUAGGGUCGAUGGCGAGUUGCUCCCUUUUACUGCCGAGCGAUACAAGGCAGCGACCGGCUUUACCAAGCCUCGAUUGUACCUGUUGUCCAAAGAAAAGCUGCCAUACGACUCUGGCGAUGAAAAAGAUUUGCUUCGCGCUAUGAUACCUUCGCGUGAUGCUUCUGAGGGUGGAAAUGGCUCGUCGCAGCUCAUUGGCACAUCGAAAGAGAGAGAAGAGUAUCGUAAUAAGCUUGCUCUGGAAGUAGCCGCUUCACUUAAGCAAGACCAAGCGAAAGAUGCAAUUAACAAAGAGAUCGUUAGAGCACAAGAAGAAGGAGCCCAGUUAGAAAGGUUGCGGCGAUCACGUUCAAAAAGCGAGUCUUACCAGAGGCGGAAGAAGACGGAAGUUUUCUACUUGUUAGAGUCAGACACACCAGCCUUGGUAUAG
Porites lobata is the source of this 888-nucleotide messenger RNA. Lineage: Eukaryota; Metazoa; Cnidaria; Anthozoa; Scleractinia; Poritidae. The record is from the annotation of a GenBank genome assembly.